Pimephales promelas (fathead minnow) is the source of this 3988-nucleotide messenger RNA. It is a transcript of the gene il6st, whose product is annotated as interleukin 6 cytokine family signal transduce. NCBI's taxonomy places the organism in Eukaryota, Metazoa, Chordata, Actinopteri, Cypriniformes, Leuciscidae. The record is from RefSeq and is a predicted model, not a curated record. Gene Ontology annotation, molecular function: protein binding.
GCGAGGACUGACUGGAAAUCUAAUAGAUUAUGAAUCACGAGGCUUAUUUAAAUAACCGACCGCUCUGCCGACCAAUCACGAGAAGAGUUUCGGUACCGAUGAAGUCUUGGUUCUGCGCAUGCUCAGAAUGCUUCGAUCUCUAGAACACAGUAACGUCUUCAAUGAACGUGAGCGCGCUUGUAGGUCUUUCCGGAUGAAUUAAUCCUCUGUUCAUGAAACCGGAAAUAACUGACUCAGGACAGGCAGAACAGACAUGUUGACUUGGUCCUCCGCGAUGACUUCAAAGUAUUAAAUUCACUGUAAAUCAUAUAAUGUGAACACCUCUAAAGAUACCAGUUUUGAUGUGACAAUGGACACUUCACAUCAUUUCUUCUUACUGUUAAUGUUUUUGCAAUAUACAAUAGGAACCGAUACAACCUGCGUAAAAAUUCUUCCAGACUCCAACAGUAGUAUUCCUGUCGAGGUGGGGAAAAACUUCACGGCGACAUGUCACCUGCGGGAGGGAUCUGAUUACACCUCAAAUGACAUUGAAUGGUUUUUGGAUGAUAACAGCAGCAUUGCAAAGCAGCAUUAUCAUAAAAUAAAUGAAACGUCCGUCAGUGUUACUAUUACCGCCAGCAGAAAGUUGAAGGGCUGGUUGAAGUGCACAGCCAGCAGGAAGUCCUUGUCGUUCAAACAACCGUGUUCCUAUGGAGUCUCAGUCCUUGCAGGAUACCCUCCGCUGAAACCAGAGAAUCUGACGUGCAUUGCUCUCCAGGAGGGCAAUGAUAUUUCCCCUCACUUAAACUGUUACUGGGAUCCAGGAUCGCGGGAUCCGCUGCUCGACACCACUUACACUCUUCAUGUUAAACAUCUUCUAGGUAAUACACACGAUUCCAACAGCUGUAAACAGCAUCUUGCAAGAAGUUGCAUCGUCAACCUGGAAACUUUUCCGCUUUACGUGAGAGUGAUUGUGUGGGUUGAAGUGAAGAACGGGCUGGGGUCAGUACGGUCAGACGAACUCCAAUGCGAAGCUACAAAGUUUGUGAAACCCAAUCCACCAUUGGUCCAACCUAUUGCUGAAGUUAACUUCUCCACAUCUCUCAUGGUUACUUGGAGAAAACCCAUUAAUAACAACAUUAUGGAACUCCAUUAUGCCAUCAGAUACUGCCAAGUAGACUCAGAUGUUUGGACCGAGGUGCCUGAGGACUUCACCCAAGGGCACAAGGAGUCAUUUAGACUGCAGUCGCUGAAGCCUUACACUCAAUACGUGGUACAGAUGCGAUGCACUGAGCAGCAUGAAAGCUACUGGAGUGACUGGAGCAACAAUGCUACAGUUCGCACUGCAGAAGCCGAGCCAGCAAGCGCACCAGAUCUGUGGAGAAUCAUCCAGCCCACUUCUGAUAAUAGAAAUAUCAUAUUACUAUGGCAGCCUCCUGUGAAAGCUAAUGGAGAAAUACUUAAAUAUGACCUGUAUAUCAGUCAAGAUAACGGGAAGCUUGAAAGAACCGAUGAAACACCAGAUAAUCGGAGGCAUCCGAUGCAGUUGCCACCAGGAAAAGAGGCAAACAUUGAAAUAACUGCAGCCAAUUCAGUUGGAGUGUCUCCUAAAGCAACUUUAUUCAUUCCAAGAUCAGAUCAAGAGCUCCCUGGCGUCGGAAGUGUGAGCUGCUCGGUGCGUGACGGAGAGCUGCGGGUGGAGUGGACUGGAGUCCCUCCUCACCCUAGCAUCAGACAUCCCUCUGAAUUCCUGCUGGAGUGGGUGAAUGUGCAUCAGAGAGAGCUUCAGCCCCAAUGGAAGAGAGUUCCUCACAACGCCAACACCACCACAAUUACCGGUCUUGAAAAACUGAAGCAGUACAACAUAUCUCUGUAUCCAAUUUACAAGCAUCGCUUGCACACCAAAGCAAGUAAACCAUCCAUCCAAGCAGGACGACCAGUGACCAUAGCAGCCUACAUUCAACAAGACUCUCCAGAAAAGGGCCCUACUGUCACAGUUACAAAAUCUAAGAAAAAUAGUGCUGAGUUGACAUGGGAGGAAAUACCCCUGGACAGUCGGCGUGGCUUCAUCACCAACUACACCAUAUUCUAUAGGGCCGGCAACACUGAGCACUGGCAAUCUGUGACGGUGUCUGCUAAUGUCCGAUCACAUGUACUGACUGAUCUGGCCAGUGAAAUGGAUUAUGUGAUUCACAUCAUGGCUUCAACAGUAGCAGGCUCCAAAAAUGGAUCAGACUUUAAUUUCAAAACAAUGAAGUAUGGUGAUGGAGAGGUGGAGGUGAUUGUAGUCGUGGUUUGCCUCAGCUUCCUGUUCCUGACUGUCUUUUUUAUAAUGUUCUUUCUCCGGAAAAGAGAAGUGAUUAAGCAGCUGUUGUGGCCACAGGUCCCUGACCCGUCUGACAGCUCUAUUGCCCACUGGUCACCUGAUUUUCCUGUAAAGGCCGAUAUGCCCAAAGAAGACGUCAGCGUGGUGGAGGUGGACGUGUUUGAUGGAAAGUCGUUGUGUGAGGAAGACAAAAGCGUGCUGCCUCUGAAGAAGGACAAGUAUCUGUCUGAGGAGCACAGCAGUGGCAUCGGAGGCUCGUCCUGCAUGUCGUCGCCCCGCCACAGCGUGUCGGACAGCGACGAGAGCGACUCGGGACAGACCACGGCCAGCACCGUGCAGUACUCCUCGGUGGUGGCCAGCGGGUACAAGGGCCAGACGCCCAACCACCCGCCGCCGGUGUUCGCGCGCUCCGAGUCCACACAGCCGCUUCUGGACUGCGAGGAACAUCCCGACCUCCUCAACGAGAGCGGCGGCCACUCCAGGAACUCUUACUUCAGACGAGGCAGAGAGCUUGAGCCGGGCGUCCUCACUCGGGACUGCGACGAGCCCAACGCAGGCUCUCUUACUUUCUGUCCAGUGCAGGAGGAAGAGGCGUCUCCCAUCGUGGAGGAUCCGCCUGCCUCUGGUGUAAGUUACAUGCCCCAGCAGAGCGGCUAUCGACCUCAGUAAAGCUAAACUCGUUUGUUGAUGAACUUUCACAUUUUAAUGGGAUUGCAAGCUUACGCCAGACAUGUAUGAUAACACUAGACCGCUCCCCAAUGAAGCUGCCUGCACUUCAAGACGUCACACUGCCAUGUGCCUUCUGUGGGCUAACGCUUGUUACUGUUUGUUGCUUUCUUGUAUAACUGAAACAACUGUUAUAACUGUUUUUUUUAACCACACGCAUACUUAUUUGUAGCAUUGCCUUAAAUUGUUUUGCUUUUUGGUUUUGCUAAAGUCUGUUUUUAUACUAAUGAAUUUCCUUUUUUUGUUUUAUUUUUGUUGGCAAGGUGCUGGCAAUGUACAAAGCCUCAAGUUGCGAUUGUAAUCUUCGCAAUAUAGACACAGUGUUGUUCAAAAAAAAAGAACACUUUGCCAUUGUGGUAUUGCAAAUAUUCAUAUUUUCAACAACAUACUACAGAAUGUCAACCCUAGCUUGAGUUAACCUUGCUUCCAAGUUCCUCAUGAUCAUUUUCUCCAAGAUUAAACUAACACUACAUUAAAAUGUCAAUUAUGAAAUGCAAAUAUUUCAUUGCAUGCCUUAUCAUUAAUGUAUCCAUGUAUCUCUGUGAUUUAUGUGUUUAUAUCAUUGCAUCACUUGUAUAUCUGAUAAAAGGGCAAAUAAUUACUUUAUUCAAAUAUUUUGUAGUCUCAAUGUUCACUGGUGGCACCAAACAAACAUUUCUAUCUACCAACUUUAGACAGCUUUACUUCUAUCUCAGACACCUUCUGUCUAUGGAUAUUGCUUGGAUGCAUUUCCAUUGUAACAGCGGCUUCUCUUGAUUGGUGAGUCCCACUUCAGGAUUGUGGGUAAUGUAGUACUUUGCCUGUAAUUUGGCAUGGUUAUAAGUUUGUAACUUGGUACAACAAAAUUUUGAGAAACUAUGUUGUAUUAUAAGCAAUGAGAAAUUGAACCAUUGUAAAAUGAAUAUGCAUGAUUUGAAUAUUCACCAAUUCUUAUUAAAGCUACAAAAGUUCAGGCAA